This is a messenger RNA of Salvia splendens (bonfire salvia), 2594 nucleotides long. Its product is annotated as G-type lectin S-receptor-like serine/threonine-protein kinase SD1-13. The record is from RefSeq and is a predicted model, not a curated record. Bases 21 to 2480 code for a protein of 819 amino acids. Gene Ontology annotation, molecular function: protein serine/threonine kinase activity; ATP binding. The transcript is spliced from 8 exons. Lineage: Eukaryota; Viridiplantae; Streptophyta; Magnoliopsida; Lamiales; Lamiaceae. Gene Ontology annotation, cellular component: plasma membrane. Gene Ontology annotation, biological process: protein phosphorylation; recognition of pollen.
CAUUAUCAUACUACAAUACAAUGCCAAGAAGAAUCACUCAACUCAUUGUUCUCAUUCUCCAAAGCAUUGUAUGUUUGAGUUUACAAAAUGACACAAUUUCAGCUGGUGUGAUCAUCAGAGAUCCUGAAACCAUUAUAUCAGCAAAGCAGGAAUACAAACUGGGAUUCUUCUCUCCUCCAAACACAACCAACCGCUACUUAGGAAUCUUCUUCACCUUGUCGGAAGAAACCGUGAUAUGGGUUGCCAACAGAGACACACCCCUCAAAGACUCUUCCAGUGCCGUUACUCUGUCUCGAGAUGGCAAUCUUGUCGUCUUAGAUGGGACUAAUCGAACCGUCUGGUCGACUAAUCUCACAACAUCUUCUGUUAAUACAGUCGUCCAAAUCCUGGACACUGGCAAUCUCAUCUUGCAGGAAGAGGACUCUAGAGACACGCUGUGGGAGUCGUUCUCACAUCCUACGGAUGUGAUGGUGCAGGGAAUGAGGCUAAGCCAAAACGUAAACACAGGGAAGCAGGUGCUGCUGACAGCGUGGAAAAGUGCGACCGACCCUGCGAUAGGGAGCUUCACAGGGGGCCUGGAUGCCGCGAGCGGGGCACCACAGCUUGUCGUUUGGGACGAGGGGCGACCGCACUGGAGGAGCGGGCCGUGGAACGGCCUGAUAUUUCUCGGGAUAAAGGAGAUGUUCUACGCCUACUUGGACGGGUUCAGUCAGGUGAGGAACGACAGUGUAGGGAAUUUCUUCUAUUCGAGGCCGCAGAAUAAUGGACUUGUGACAAUCAGCUUGAAUUCUUCGGGUAGUGCGAUUCGGAAGUUGUGGAAUGGCGAGGCAAAGAGAUGGGACGUGGUGAUGGCGUAUCCUGACAACGAGUGUGAUGUUUAUGGAACGUGUGGGGCGUUUGGUAGCUGCAAUGCUCUCGAAUCGCCUAUUUGUAGUUGCUUGAGAGGUUUUGAGCCUGCAAAUGAGGAUGAAUGGAGGAAAGGGAAUUGGACUAAUGGUUGUAGGAGGAAGAGCCAGUUGCAGUGUGGAGACAAUGGAUUUGAGAGGUUGCAGUAUAUGAAGGUUCCGGACUUUGCUCAAACCUUGCCUUCGAGGGUUCAAAACGAGUGUCGGACUGCGUGUCUGAGGAACUGCUCAUGCAUAGCUUAUGCUUAUGAUAUUAACAUUGGUUGUAUGUUUUGGAGCGAUACCUUGAUUGAUACUCAAGAGUUUGAUCGUGUUGGUGUUGAUCUCUACGUUCGUCUCUCUGCUUCUGAAUUUGAGAGCCACAAGAAGAGAAAGUUGUACAUCAUAAUUGCAGUAGUUGUGGGUUUUGUAUUCAUAUCUGUUAUGAUAUUUACUGCAUGGUGGUUGAUGAGGAGGAAAGGGAGAAAAGGCCAAGAUUCAAGUAUUUUGGAAGCAGGGCAGAUGUUCACGACGGAUUCAACUGCAAUCGUGCUAAAAAACGAAACAAGGGAGGUUAAUAUUGGCGAUUUGCCAAAGUUCACUUUCGAGAUGCUUGCUAAUGCAACCAACCAGUUCCAUGAAGAUAAUCUUCUUGGGAGGGGAGGUUUCGGUCCUGUUUACAAGGGAGUUCUGGCGAACGAGAAAGAAAUUGCAGUGAAAAGACUAUCAGCGGAAUCUGGACAAGGGAUGCAAGAAUUCAUGAAUGAAGUGAUUGUGAUUUCCAAACUCCAACACAGGAAUCUUGUCAAACUGUUAGGAGGUUGUGUUGAGAAAGAAGAGAAGAUUCUGAUAUAUGAAUACAUGCCAAACAAAAGCUUGGACACUUGUCUAUUUGGUCAUACGAAUCCCACAAAGAAGUUGCUGGAUUGGAAUAUGCGUUCCAGCAUUAUCGAGGGCAUUGGACGAGGCAUAUUGUACCUUCACAGAGACUCAAGACUAAGGAUCAUACACAGAGACUUGAAACCAAGCAAUGUUCUGCUAGACCAUGACUGGAAUCCAAAAAUCUCGGAUUUUGGGAUGGCAAGAAUAUUCGGAGGCAAUGAAGACCAUGGCAGUACUGCAAGAGUCGUGGGAACAUAUGGAUACAUGGCGCCAGAAUACGGAAUGGAAGGCAGAUUUUCUGAAAAAUCUGAUGUAUACAGCUUCGGGGUGCUGAUUCUGGAGAUCAUUAAAGGAAAAAAGAACACACACUAUUUCAAUGAUGAAUGGUCUUUGAGCCUUAUAGAAUAUGCGUGGAAAAUGUGGAGUGGGGGCAAAGGUUUGAGUUUCGUGGAGGAAAGCAUUGCCAGUAGGGAGACGGAGGAAGAGAUGGUUCGAUGCAUUCAGAUAGGGCUGCUUUGUGUGCAAGACUAUCCCCAGGAUAGACCUUCCAUUGAAAUCGUGCUUUCGAUGCUGAGUGGUGUUAUUGUGGAGUUGCCAGUGCCUAAGCAGCCAGUGUUUGCGGAAAAUGGUUCGAUACCAGGCCCCAAUGGAUCAACACAGCAAAAUGUCUACUCCAAUAACGAGCUAACUCUUAGUGUGCUUGAUGGACGAUGAAUCUAUUUCCAGAUCGUAUAUUACCCUCUCUUGAUUUAAACAAUUUUGUUAUCCUAGACCUAUUUGUAUUGUUUUUUCACCUUCAUAUAAUGCUAAAUGAAUAUUUGGUUGGUA